This is a messenger RNA of Anguilla anguilla (European eel), 3890 nucleotides long. Its product is annotated as ubiquitin-conjugating enzyme E2 L3-like. Gene Ontology annotation, molecular function: ubiquitin conjugating enzyme activity. The record is from RefSeq and is a predicted model, not a curated record. Gene Ontology annotation, biological process: protein polyubiquitination; ubiquitin-dependent protein catabolic process. Gene Ontology annotation, cellular component: nucleus. The coding region runs from base 185 to 595 and encodes 136 amino acids. The transcript has 4 exons. Lineage: Eukaryota; Metazoa; Chordata; Actinopteri; Anguilliformes; Anguillidae.
CAGCCACUCUCCCAAAAUCUGAAGUGCUGAAGAGAUUGUUGAUCUCUGGACAGUUCCUCCCCUUUCAGCCAAUGAGCAGUGCAGCCCUGUGGAGGCUGGCCUCUUGGUCACUUCUGACAGUUCCUGGUCACCUGUCGUCUUCUGGUUUCUCAGUUUGGAACUUGAAGAUAUCCGGAAGUCUGACAUGAAAAAUUUCCGUAACAUCCAAGUUGAGGAAACAAAUCUUCUUUGUUGGCAAGCGCUCAUCGUCCCUGAUAAUGCCCCGUACGACAAAGGAGCGUUCCGGAUCGAGAUCGUGUUCCCCACCGAGUACCCCUUCAAGCCCCCCAGGAUCAUAUUUAAAACCAAGAUCUACCACCCCAACAUCGAUGAGAAAGGCCAGGUCUGCCUGCCAAUUCUGAACGCUGAGAACUGGAAGCCUGCUACAAAAACAGUGCAAGUAAUCCAGGCCCUCAUCGCUCUGGUGAACGACCCGCAGCCAGAGCACCCUCUGAGGGCUGACCUGGCCGAGGAGUACUCCAAGGACCGGAAAAAAUUCUUUAAGAACGCAGAAGAGUUUACAAAGAAACAUGGUGAAAGGCGACCGACGGACUGAUAAUGGAGCCUCGCCCUCCCCGUGUCCCGUACCCGUCUGUCUGUCCCUCCAUCAUUCCACCGGUCCUCACACUGACACUCUCUCUCACGUGUCCCAUACCCGUCUGUCUCUCCCUGUAGCCUCCAUCAUUCCACCGGUCCUCACACACACACACACACACACACACACACCCUGUCUCUCCCUGUAGCCUCCAUCAUUCCACCGGUCCUCACACACUCACACACACACACACACCCUGUCUCUCCCUGUAGCCUCCAUCAUUCCACCGGUCCUCACACACACACACACACACACACACCCUGUCUCUCCCUGUAGCCUCCAUCAUUCCACCGGUCCUCACACUGACACACACACACACACACACACCCUGUCUCUCCCUGUAGCCUCCAUCAUUCCACCGGUCCUCACACUGACACUCUCUCUCACACACACACACACACCCUGUCUCUUUCUCUCAGCGCAGGACUCUGCAAAGCAAAGUUCUUCACCUCUGGGUGUUAGCUUGAGGCUCUUAUGAACUUUCUGUUUUCUUAAAUUAAAAAAAGGACAUAACAGGAUUAAAGAAAUCAAUAUAUAAAAAUACAGAGCUCAAAUCAAAAGGAAAAAUGGUAAAAAGUACCGUGAAUUCCACUCUGUUUAAAAAAGAAAAAUCACUGGUCGAGUGUAGUACACUUCCAUUGCAGACACUUUUUGUUUUUUGAGUGUUUUCAAGACAAUAUACUAUGCCUUUCAGGAGGUAAUGUUGUUCAUUCCCUUUUCUUUUGUCUUUAAUGUGAUUUCUCUUCUAAAGAAAACAUGUAUUUGUAAAAAAAUAAAUAAAAAAGUAAAGUAAAUUGCAGGCGCUUAAAGCACAGAGCAGGCUGCGGGAGCUUUGGCAGACUGCUCUGUGUUCUUUUCCGCUUCUACUUCCUGCUUACGGUGCUCUGAGAUCUGCGGGACGACCUUUUAAGUUUUUAACCUUCGCUUGCAGCUCUGGGAAUAAUCAAAAGAAACUUGCCGCCUAGUCACCAACAUUGAAGUAUCAACAAUUAUAAAAAGGAGAAAAGUGUGUAGCUGAACAUAAUGAUAUAUUUUUAAAAGAUUACUGCAGAAAUUAUUUUUUCACUGCAAUUUCCAGUACUUUCUUUGAUCUGAUGUCAUUGAAUUUAAUUCUGGUAUGCCUUUGUCUGGCUAUUCUUUGAAAAAAAAGAUUGGGCUCGUCAGCAUCAAGAAAUGUCUUGUAGCUAUGGAAACUUUUGAUCAAUAAUAUAUAUAUAUAUAUAUAUUUGUUUUAGUUUAAAAAAAAAAAAAAACAAAAAAAAAAAAAACACACAUUUCAAAAAGGCGUAUACACCAUAAUUGAGGUAGAAUAAGAUCCACAAUACUAGUGAUAUACAUAUGUAUAAAUAUUUAUCUUACAAAAAUACAGAGAAAAUCAUUGAGAAAUAGUCAAUGUAAUUAAUAAUCACAUAGCUGCCCCUUUAUAUGGUGUGCCUCAGUGAGCCGUGAGCUGCUGUCAUUCAGGGUAUCGUUCUGAUUGUGUGAUAAGAUCACGCAUAAAAAAUCUCCAUCAUAUUCAGCUGAAAAGAACUCUUCAUAUUUUAAUUUGUGCAGUAAUAAGUUUCAUAAUUUUUCAUUUUCAUCACACCCAUAUUUGAAGUUUAGGGUUGGCUUUUCACAAUAUCAUGACCUAUUUGUGCUUGUACAUAUGCACACUUAAUCAUUUGAAAAACAUAUGUGCACAUAUAUCAACCAUUUGUCUCAAGUCCUGCAUAGCCCCUUGUGUGAAAGGUGACAAAUUAAUUACCUCUGAUAACUGUGGCCAUUUAAGAGAUAAUGUGUUUUAAACAGUUUUUAACUAGUCGUUUGUAAAGGUUAAAAAUGGUGAUGCGGACCUGCAGUUAAGUCACUGGAUCCGUUGGGGUAGUCGUAUGAAAAGCGUGUCUAAUGCUUACACAGCACCCGCAGGUUUCAGGUGUGGAUGACGUGUACAUGGACACCCAUUACAGCAGACAUAAAUUGUAUAAAAGUAUGGUUCUUUUUCUCUCCCCAACCUGCUCCCAGCUUGCUUAACAAGAACAGUACAAAACUUCAGCUCACCACAAUAUUAAAUUCCAGGGUUUGAUGUUGGCAAAAAAUUACAUUUACGUUUGAGGUAUUUAGCAGAAAAUAUCUAGAGCAACUUAGUUUACAUUCUUUAUAGGAAAUUAAGUCAUACAGCUGAAGUUAAGCACCCUGUACUGGGAUACUGACCCUGAGGCAGAGCCCAGCCGGGUACCGACCCUGAGGCAGUGCCCAGCCGGGUACCGACCCUGAGGCAGUGCCCAGCCGGGUACCGACCCUGAGGCAGUGCCCAGCCGGGUACCGACCCUGAGGCAGUGCCCAGCCGGGUACCGACCCUGAGGCAGAGCCCAGCCGGGUACCGACCCUGAGGCAGAGCCCAGCCGGGUACCGACCCUGAGGCAGAGCCCAGCCAGGUACCGACCCUGAGGAAGUCCUGUUCUCUUACCACCAUGUUAUCACGCUGCCCAGCUGGAUUAAUAAACUAAAGCUACUCAUGGGUACUGCACACGGAAGAGCCUUGAAUGAAUUUGAAGGAUUAUUGGAUGAAAGCAAAAAUGGUGCUCCUCAAUUAACCGUGAAACUCUAAAGCAGGUUUCAGUUGCCACAAAUUAAUCAGAGUAAUUGUUUGUAUGGACACAUUAGUAAUACAGUGUCAGUGUGUGCUAGACGUCAGUUUAAGGAAUAUCCCUAUGCUGAAAAACAACUAGACACUAAAAACUUGAUUAUGAAAAUACUUUUUUAUUUUAUAUUGCUUAUGUAGUGGGGAAAGUGAGCGAGGUGUUGAAGUGGAGGUUUAUUCUGCAGCAGUGUCAGCCAAGUGCCUUUCUCUCUGCUUGAGUGAAGCAGCAUGCCCACAUGGCCAUUUUGCUCUGGUGAGGCGCUGGGUAUCGCUGGAGCAGCUCAGUGCGGGGCUGCAGAGACAGCCGUUACUGUGAGACUUUCCAUCACCAGUUUUAGUCCAAAAGCUAAACUCGCUGAAAUGUGUUUCGCCAUCUUGUGACUCUUUGUUAGUGCAAGUGUUUGAUAUAUAGUUCAGUAUAAUAAACAUAGUUUUCAGUUUCUCUUUGUCUUGUGGGGGAAUUGUGUACAUUGUGUAGUUGGUUAUUCCAUCAGAGAUGCUCAUACUGUGUGUAAUUUGGUCCAAUGGGAAGUCAAACGCCACUUUAUAAUUCUCAGUCUGUCACUAGUUAAAAUGUUUUAUUGACAUGUACUUGUGAGUACUUUUGAAUAAAAUUGAUAUACAUCAGUACUU